This is a messenger RNA of Spirometra erinaceieuropaei, 614 nucleotides long. Lineage: Eukaryota; Metazoa; Platyhelminthes; Cestoda; Diphyllobothriidea; Diphyllobothriidae. The record is from the annotation of a GenBank genome assembly.
AUGGUCGGUCCACCCGUCAGCACCCGGACUCGCCUUCAUCACCAGCAGAUCCCGCUGGUUUCGCCUCCAGAUGAGGACACAGUCCAUCAGGUGCCACUGACUCAAUCGAGGAUGCAUCCAGGUGGCCUUUUUCGCGUUGGCAGGCAGAAGAACGUGUUCGUCAGGACGAAUCGGCGUUCUGUGCAGGUGCGGAGAAGGAGCAGGUCAUUGACAUUGUAGCCACGGAGACCAUGGGGAGAGGGCGUUCCUAUCCAGGCAGCAUAGUCUGCGCCGAUGCGGGCGUCAAAGUCACCCAGGGCAAUCAUCUUAUCCGCCUACGACACACUGGACAGGAGGGCAUACAGGUUCCCGUAGAAUUUGUCUCUUGUAGUAUCAGGAAUGGUCAUCGGUGGAGUGUAGACGCUGAUGAUGGUGGCGAAUUUGUUUCCCCAAAGAUGCAGACGGAAGCUCAUCAGGCGAUCGUUGAUGGUCUGCGGCAGACAGGACAGUCGUCCUAUGUUGCGGUUCCGGAUGGCAAAGGCGACACCCGUGUCCCGACUCUCUGCCUUGGGGCGACCGCUCCAGCAGAAGGUGAAGCCGGCACACACCUCCUCCAGUUGGCGUUGUUCGGAUAA